Trichomonas vaginalis G3 is the source of this 696-nucleotide messenger RNA. RefSeq lists its product as uncharacterized. The transcript has a single exon. The annotation marks the transcript as partial. NCBI's taxonomy places the organism in Eukaryota, Parabasalia, Trichomonadida, Trichomonadidae. The record is from RefSeq and is a predicted model, not a curated record.
UUAUCCUCAGACUCCUCCUCAGAUUAUCCUCAAACUCCUCAGACUACUCCUCAAACUCCUCAAAUUAUCCUCAGACAACUCUUGAAACUACUCCUCAGACAACUCCUCAGAUUAUCCUCAAACUCCUCAGACUACUCCUCGGACUACUCCUCAAACUCCUCCUCAGAUUAUCCUCAAACUCCUCAGACUACUCCUCGGUCUAAUCCUCAGACUCCUCCUCAGAUUAUCCUCAAACUACUCAGAUUAUCCUCAGACUCCUCCUCAGAUUAUCCUCAAACUCCUCAGACUACUCCUCAAACUCCUCAAAUUAUCCUCAGACAACUCUUGAAACUACUCCUCAGACAACUCCUCAGAUUAUCCUCAAAUUCCUCAGAUUAUCCUCAAACUCCUCAGACUACUCCUCAGACUACUCCUCAAACUACUCCUCAGACUACUCCUCAAACUACUCCUCAGACUACUCCUCAACCUCCUCAGAUUAUCCUCAAACUCCUCAGACUACUCCUCAAACUCCUCAGACUACUCCUCAGACUACUCCUCAAACCCCUCAAAUUAUCCACAGACUACUCCUCAAACUACUCCUCAAACUCCUCAGAUUAUCAUCAAACUCCUCAAACUACUCCUCGGUCUAAUCCUCAGACUCCUCCUCAGAUUAUCCUCAGAUUAUCACUUUACAUAUAUAUAUCGAUAACUAAAUAA